ACAGUACUCUGAAGACGAGGAGGCUAUUAUGAGGACAGUGGAAAUCUCUCAGAGGGAUCACUGUUGUCAGCGAGAGUGGAAAGAUACAUGGGACAGUCCUACGGCCUACGCCCUUCUAUUGGCCUCUUUAGUGUGUCCUUAUCUCCGCGUCGUCUCCCCCCUCCAAGCUGUUGCCAUUGAUUUCCUUCCUGAAUGGUCUCAGUUCACCGACUUCCCUGUUUGGCUACUCUUCACCUGAGGGAGGAACUUUGUUUUAGCUGGCUGGCUUCGCUUCUCGGAUAAGCUGAGUGGAAUAAUCUUCUCUUAUUUCAUUAUGAUUUCAUGUUAAUCGAGUAUAAGAACUGUGUUGCCAUUCUUUCCAUUUCUCUACCCGAAGGAAGCGCUUUUCUAAUUAAUUGUAUUAUUAUUAAUGUUAAGGAGUUUGAUUUUUAUGUAUCAUUACAUCCAACCUAAUGUGUGAAGUAGUAAUCUAAUUAAGCCUCAUAUAUAUUUAUAUUUUUUAUUUAUAAAAAUAUAUAUAAUAAUACACAGUGGCCUCUUAUGUAAAUAUGGUAGACUAAAAGGGCAGUAUUGUACAUAAACACUGCUCUUCCCGUAGAUCGAAGAACCUUUUUGACCACCUACGGAAUCUCUUUCUUCCGUCUCUCUCACUCACUCUUUCCUUUAUAAAUCGUUCUUCUCUCAAACCCUGUUUUCGCCUCUCGCGAUCGAGUCGGGAGGACUGGGGAGAAAAGAACUAAGAAGCUUGCGGCUUGAUCGAUUCGGGCUGCUUUUGGCGGCCCGGAUCUCGUCGUCCUCUGAUCGUACGGCGGGGGCGGGCUUGUCGGCCACUGCCUACGUGAGUGUCCGUCAAGAAACGGGAAAUAAAGGAACCGCCUUUCUCGUGUUUCUCUUCCAGUUUUCCUGUGACGCUUUCAGUCCAUUGCCUUGUUUUCGUUCUCCGCAUUCCGGUUACAUUACCGGAGAAAAAGAAAGAAACGCUGAAGGAAGAGUACAAUCUUCUCUGUGUAAGGUACUCUGCGUUCUUGAUUGGAAUCUCUUGGUUAAGCCUUCUAUUUUUGGGGUAGUUCUACCCAUUUCUCGGUGUUUUGCCUCCAUAAUUUGGAAAAUAUCGUUCUGUUCGAAAAUGAAAAGGGGAGCAGCUUGGCUGAUGCUUAUGGAGGCCAAUGGCCUAGUAAAGAUAACAAGAAGGAACCACAUGGCUCAAGGAGAUAUUGAUGCGAAAUCUAAAAGUGAUUUUGGCGAGCUUGAUCCAUGGACAGCUUGGGCAUACAAGCCACGCACAAUAUCUUUACUCCUCAUCGGGACAUGUAUAUUAGUUUGGGCAAGUGGAGCACUUGAUCCUGAAAGCACAGCAUCAAAAGACAUUGUUUCAUCAGUAAAGAGGGGUGUUUGGGCAAUGAUUGCAGUGUUCCUAGCCUAUUCUUUGCUGCAAGCACCUUCAACGGUCCUUAUAAGGCCGCAUCCUGCCAUUUGGCGCUUGGUUCAUGGAAUGGCUGUGGUGUACCUUGUUGCCCUCACUUUUUUGCUUUUCCAGAAUCGUGAUGAUGCUCGGCAGUUUAUGAAAUAUCUCCACCCUGAUCUAGGAGUUGAAUUCUGUUUAUAUUGUACAGAACUACCUGAAAGGUCAUAUGGAGCUGAUUGUCGUAUUUAUGUCCCUGAUAAUCCAAAAAGCAGGUUUAUCAAUGUUUAUGAGACAUUAUUUGAUGAGUUUGUUCUUGCUCAUAUUUUUGGAUGGUGGGGGAAGGCGAUAAUGAUACGUAACCAGCCCCUUUUGUGGGUGUUGUCAGUUGGCUUUGAAUUAAUGGAGCUUACUUUUCGUCAUAUGUUGCCGAAUUUCAACGAGUGUUGGUGGGACAGUAUUAUUUUGGACAUCUUAAUCUGCAAUUGGUUUGGUAUUUGUGCAGGAAUGCGUACUGUUAGGUACUUUGAUGGGAAAACCUAUGAAUGGGUUGGCAUAAGUCGGCAGCCAAAUAUCAUUGGUAAAGUCAAAAGAACAUUGGGGCAAUUUACACCCGCACGAUGGGACAAAGAUGAAUGGCAUCCUUUGCUUGGACCAUGGAGGUUCAUUCAAGUGCUGUGCCUCUGUGUUGUUUUUAUGACCGUGGAGCUCAAUACCUUCUUUCUCAAGUUUUGUCUUUGGAUUCCACCUAGAAACCCCUUGAUUGUUUAUAGAUUGGUUCUGUGGUGGUUAAUUGCUAUACCAACUAUCCGUGAGUACAAUACCUACUUGCAAGACAGAAAGCCUGUGAAGAAGGUUGGAGCAUUCUGUUGGAUUUCACUAGCGAUUUGCAUAGUGGAGCUUCUGAUGUGUGUCAAAUUUGGACAUGGUCUCUUUCCCCAUCCAAUGCCCCCGUGGUUGAUUACAUUCUGGACGACUGUGGGUAUGGCCCUCGCUGUCUUCCUACUUGUUUGGUCAUCGCAUAUUCAUCGAGUAGUGAUGAAAAAAAGGUUAUGAUCGCCUUUCAGAUUUUUCUUCUACCAUUUAUUGUGCCAUGUAAAUAUGCCUCACAUUUGUAAAUGGCGUAAUUGAUGCCUAGACUGGAAACCAGUCUGGCAGGUAGAGGAAAUUCCUUUAUGUUCUCUUUUUUUUUUUUGUGGCAAUUAUGUUUUUGGUUUCAAUUCCUCCUGUACUGUUAGUAGCUGUUUUUCUCGAUGACUUUGACUCUUAUUUAUUCAAUUAAACUGUGAGAUAAGUUCAUAUUUGAAAAAUGAAAUCGGGGUUCUCACUUGCGA
Molecule: messenger RNA, 2736 nt
Organism: Musa acuminata AAA Group (dessert banana)
Lineage: Eukaryota; Viridiplantae; Streptophyta; Magnoliopsida; Zingiberales; Musaceae
Product: CDP-diacylglycerol--serine O-phosphatidyltransferase 1-like
Exons: 13
Coding region: 1127-2458 (443 amino acids)
Biological process (GO): phosphatidylserine biosynthetic process
Molecular function (GO): L-serine-phosphatidylethanolamine phosphatidyltransferase activity
Source: RefSeq, a predicted model, not a curated record